Penicillium riverlandense is the source of this 648-nucleotide messenger RNA. Its product is annotated as putative secretory component protein shr3. The record is from RefSeq and is a predicted model, not a curated record. Lineage: Eukaryota; Fungi; Ascomycota; Eurotiomycetes; Eurotiales; Aspergillaceae. Gene Ontology annotation, cellular component: endoplasmic reticulum membrane. Gene Ontology annotation, biological process: endoplasmic reticulum to Golgi vesicle-mediated transport. Bases 1 to 648 code for a protein of 215 amino acids. The transcript has 3 exons.
AUGGCCUCCCGACAAACCUCGUCGUUCGCGACUUUCCUCAUCCUGUGCCCAACUUGCUUCUUCCUCGGGAUCAUCUUCUCCCUCUUCCCCUACGACUACCCAAUCCUCUGGUCAACAAUUCCCACUCCAGCCUCACACUAUGACUACUUCGAAGCCCACCUCCGCUUCCUCCACGCCUCCCCCCCCACUCAUCCCUCGCAUCCUCCACAUCGGCUCAUCACAAAACUCUACCGCCCCUCCGAGUCAAACAUGCUCUUCGACGGCGCCUCCCUCGUGCUCUACAUGUGCGGCGUGACCGUCUACAUCGCCAACAUCGUCAAGGGUCUGCGUCUCGCCUCGGCGGGCCGCUACGGUGCCGAGCUGGCUACCACCGCCGAAGAGAUGGAACAAAUUCUUGGGCGGGAGGACUCGCUGAAGGUUCUUGCUGCUUCGAAUACCAUUCUCGCUCUUGUUCUGGUUGGCAUUCUGGCCCUGCAGGCUGGGCAGUGGUAUGCCGAUCGCAAGGACGCGCAGGAGUCUGAGGCUUUUGCUGCGGGCAAGAAGGGUGGUGCAGAUGGUGCGACUGCUGCGGGUGCUACGUCGGGUUCGUCGUCGGGGUCUUCGGCACGGCCGGGACGGCAGGCGAGCCAGAGGAAGAAGAGCAGCUGA